Molecule: messenger RNA, 758 nt
Organism: Tarenaya hassleriana
Lineage: Eukaryota; Viridiplantae; Streptophyta; Magnoliopsida; Brassicales; Cleomaceae
Product: glutamic acid-rich protein-like
Exons: 2
Coding region: 81-758 (225 amino acids)
Source: RefSeq, a predicted model, not a curated record
UCCCCCAAAUUGAUAACAAAUCGGAACCCUGAUUCCAGUGAUACCCGUCAUCGGCGGUUUCGUCGGAAAUCUCUUCGGCGAUGGAUGUAUCUUCGAAGCCCAGGUUGGUCGUGAAUGUGUUUUUCGGCGGAUGCACAGAUUAUGGCGAAGAUGGAAAUGUGGGAUAUAUUGGUGGAGUGAAAGCGGUAGUGUUUUGUGAGAACCCCCCUAAUCUGUCAUGGGACCAGUUUGAGGAAAUCAUAAAGCUUCGAAAUGUGUAUCCACCAAUGUAUCAGCUGUCAUACAAGUUAGCAGAGGAAACAUAUAAGAAUAAGAGGGUGAUCACUCAUAGGGAAAGUCGGUAUGAAUUUCGGGAAUUGAAUAAGAUUGCAGCAAAAGCGACUGAGAUCGAUGUGUUUAUUGAACAUGAGGAAGUUCAUGAUGAUGAAAGUGUAGAAGAAGGUCGUGAGGAUCCAAUCGAUUCUGUGGAUGGAAGUAAUGGUGAUGAUGAUCCUGGUGAUGAUGAUCCUGGUAAUGAUGAAGAUAGAGAUGAGGAACAAUUUGAUUGUAUAGAAUCUGUGGAGAAUGAAGUAGAGCAGAACAUUGAGUCUAGUGAAAGUGAUGAAGACAAGUCUGAUGCGAUUCCCGAAUCGCCUCUAAACACGGACGAAGAAUGGCAGUCUUUCGAGAAACCUGUGAAGAGUGGUAGGAUAAAAGGGGACAAGUUCUACUUUCCCUUUGAUGGUAGGCUGGAAAGAGUUCAAAAAGGCGUUGAUUGA